CUGCCUACUGCGGUUUCUACGCCGCUGAGAUCCAGAUUCCUCCCUGCCGAUUUACCAAUUCCUUCAGCGGCCUCACAGACUCGGUUCUUGCAUGUAAGCGGCCGGAGACUGCAGGAGGAUAAGCCAAAGACCGAGGCAAAGCCCGUCGAGGAGAAGCCCGCCCAGGACGCUGAGCAAAAGGCCAAGUCUGAGGAAGAUCCGGCCAAGGACUCAGAGGAAAAGGCCGAGGGCAAGGAGGAGGGCAAGGCUGAAGGCGAAGGCGAAGGCAAAGAGAAGAAGGAAGACCUGCCGCCGCCUCCGCCCCAUGGCGACAAGACACCUUGGCAAGUGUUCAUGGAGACCAUGAACACUGAGCUUACAAAGUCACAAGAGUGGAACGAAUCGACCAAGCAGAUUGCUGCGUCUGCCAACCAGUUCACCGAGAGCGAAUCGGUUCGACGAGCUCGAGAGGCUUACGAGAAGUCCACCAGCGCCAUCUCAUCAACAACGACCAAGGCGGUAAAGACCACAGCUACCGCCAUUGGAAAGGGUGCCGCAUGGACUUGGGAUACCUCAGCCAUGAAGGGUGUGCGCAAGGCCGCCAACGUUACUGGUGAUGCGCUCGACAAGGCGACCAAGCCUAUCCGAGACACCGAGGCCUACAAAAACGUCAAGGAUGUUAUUGAUGAUGGUAGUUCCUCCAGAUAUGGUGGAUGGGUUGAAAAGGAGGAGCGCAGGAAGAGAAGAGAGCAGUGGGAGAAGACUCGUGGCGGCGAUCAUGAGGUGCUUCAAGAAGAUCCCAAUGCUGGUACCAAUGUCACUCUGCACAAGGAUGCAGCCUGGAAGGAGGCCUGGAGGGAUUUCCGCGACAGCAACAAGUUUGUCCAGGGAGUCUUCAGCAUGAAGGGCAAAUACGAAGAGUCCGAAAACCCCCUCAUCUCGACCGCUCGAAGCAUCACCGACACCAUUGGCGGAUUCUUUGCCGAGAACGAGACUGCCAUGGUCAUCAAAAAGUUCCGCUCCAUGGACCCGAUGUUCCGAUCCGAGCCUUUCCUACAGGAGCUGCGCGAGUACAUUCUCCCCGAGGUGCUGGACGCCUACGUCAAGGGAGACACAGAGACGCUCAAGGUGUGGCUUUCUGCUGCGCAGUUUUCCGUUUACGAGGCGCUCACCAAGCAAUACCUCCAAGCGGGCAUGAAGUCAGAUGGUCGCAUUCUUGACAUCAGGAACGUCGACAUUCUCAGAGCUCGUAUGCUGGACCCUGGUGAAAUUCCCGUCUUCAUCAUUACGUGCCGAACCCAGGAGGUCCACGUUUACCGCAACGCCAAGAGCAACGAGCUGGCUGCGGGUAUGGAAGACAAGGUGCAGCAGGUGACAUACGCCAUUGGUAUCACCAGAGUACCAGAAGACGUCAACAACCCCGAGACUAGGGGCUGGCGUCUGAUUGAGAUGCAGAAGAGUGGAAGAGACUGG
Trichoderma atroviride IMI 206040 is the source of this 1452-nucleotide messenger RNA. RefSeq lists its product as uncharacterized. Gene Ontology annotation, cellular component: mitochondrial inner membrane. Gene Ontology annotation, molecular function: protein-folding chaperone binding. Lineage: Eukaryota; Fungi; Ascomycota; Sordariomycetes; Hypocreales; Hypocreaceae. The record is from RefSeq and is a predicted model, not a curated record. Gene Ontology annotation, biological process: protein import into mitochondrial matrix.